Messenger RNA from Prorocentrum cordatum, 2382 nucleotides. The record is from the annotation of a GenBank genome assembly. Lineage: Eukaryota; Dinophyceae; Prorocentrales; Prorocentraceae.
AGCCAUUUUGGCUCAAGGCCGCUCGGGUCGAGGCGUGCCCAUUGGCCUGCGCUCGCCGUCCAGCCCGUGCCUCGCAGCCCGCCCGGCGCGGCGCCAUGCGCCCCGUGGUGCGGAUGGCCGUCAUGACGGCCACGGUGGUGAGCCUGCUGCCCCUCGCGCUCCUGAACUCGCAGCGGUUGGCUGGCCUCCUGGGGCAGCCACCCGCUGCGGGCCCGCCCGCGGAGCGGCCGCCUCGGCCCGGGAGGGCGGCCGGCGCUGCGGGGCCAGAGGCGGCGCAGGCAGGAGGCGCGGGCUCGGCGGCAGGGCGCCCACCUCAUCAGCAUUGGCAUGAGAGGGCUGCCGACAGCGUUGGGCCCGAGACGGUGCCGGAAGAGAGCGCGACCGCGUCGGCGCGGGAGAGGCUCCCUGAGGAGGGUCCACCCCGAUCGGAGGGGUUUGCCAGCGUCGUGGGCCCCGAGGGUGCGCCAGAGCAGGGCGCGGGCUCGAGGGCGCGGGAGGAGCUGCUCGCGGAGAGGAGCGCCGCCGUCGCAAGGGUGGGCUUGUUGGCUACGAUCGGAGAGAGCGGCAUCGGCGACGUACAACAUGGAGAAAACAAAUGCGGCUUGCGCGUGUGGUCCGCCGUGCCAGUUGCCAAGCGCUAUCGCGAGCAGGGCCCAGGGAUAGUGCUUAUCCUGGAGCCGCUGACGCAUUGGGCGCAUAAGAACCCCAACAAGUGGCGCCACUGGGUCGUUUUCGCCUCGGGCGCGACCAGCCCUGUCCGGAAGAUACGCGGUCCGAAUCAACCGUCGUGGCACGCGGACAUGCCCGAAGCCGAGCACGCUGCCUGGACCGAGGGGCAGGACGACUGGGCGUGCCUCCGCUUCGGGCUGCGGGUCAACAGCAGCACGGGCCCCGACGUUGCGAAUCUCACCAGCUGCCACCGACCGUCCCGCUUGCCGUCGCCGCAGAGGCCGAACAACAUAACGCUGUGCUACUGCGCGCCGCCGUACCUCAAUCCGAAGAAGCCUGAGGCGAACGGGUUCUACGGCAUGGCGCAGCACAUACUGUAUCAUCUGCGCCACGGAGUCAACCAGGUGAUCGUGUAUCUCAGCCCCCCGAACCGGGAUCUCGCCCUCCGCCUCUUGGCGCCGUUUGUGUCGCGCGGACUGUGCUCGGUGGUGUUCAGUGACCACGAGCGCCACCUGAUACACCAGGAGCGAAACCAGAACGACUGCGUGAACAGGCUCAAAGGCCGGACGAUGCUCUACAGGGACAUCGAUUCAUUCGGCCAACGCCACACGCGCUGGCCCUUCAUCGUUUUUUUUGUGCGCGGUUGGUUCCUGCAGGCGCUGGUAGGGGAGAUGGACACGAUCAGGCGAGGAAAUGAAGGGAGGUCGAGGAGCUCCGAGAGGAGGGGGAUCAGCACGAGGAGGCAGGGGGGAGAGUGAGAGAGACGGAGAGGGCGAUAGCGAAGAGAAGGUUUGACACUCCUGUACCCCUUCCCUCCGCCCUUGCUCCAAAGCUCGGCGGCGAGCCCAGGGAAAGGCCCCGCCGCCUUCUGAGAAGUCCUGUACUCUACGAAGGCUCGCCGCCGAAAAUCGACAAAGUCGUUUUACCCAUCUCAGGGAGGAAGGAGUUUGGGGAGCGGCAGCCAUCUCCCACGCUGGUACCCAAGGGGUCUGCGAAUUUUGACGAGUUCUUGUACGUCCCGCAAUGGAGCAAGGACCCAGGCUGGCACAUCGCUGGAGCGUCGCUUGCAGUGGAGCUGCAAAGGCUGGUCGAUUCCGAAUUGCACGACACCUUCCAGCUGCAGUCAGAAUGGUGGGUAAAGCCACCCAACACUUUGCACCACCUGCUCACGGAGACGAAAUACCACCAGAAAUCAACUGGCCAGGCGUUGAAGGUCAUCUCCAAACCGAGCCGUGUUGCUCAUGAUUGGGUCCAUCGGGCUUCCCACUGUUACCAGAACAGUACGCACUUUCGUGCCAGCUGCAAGCCGUAUACGAAGGGCGACAUCAAAGUCCGUUUCGCUCACAUCAGGAUGUCGAUGACUGAGGCAGAGCUCCAGACUUCGGUCCUGAAUGGCAGUUUGCGGUACGACGACUUCUUCGUCAACGAGACGGCCAUGCUCAAAGACCAGCUGUGCGCCUGGCUACAGGAAGCCAGGGAGAGCUGCGACCCUUCGACCUGGGCUGGGUUGCCCGCCGCAGCUUCUGGGCUUCCAGGCGCGGGCGCGUCAUGGAAUUAAUGUAGGCCCGAUUAUUCUAUGAAUUGCAGUUUCGCCGGAGAUCUCAGCCGAGCAGUUUCAUUGUUGGCGUUCGAAUGUUCAGAAAGGGAAUUGGUCGGCGCCUCAGUAUGUGUGCCGUUUGCGCCAAGGCGCGUCAGGCUGCAAUGUUGGCUUGC